This is a messenger RNA of Penicillium pulvis, 225 nucleotides long. RefSeq lists its product as uncharacterized. NCBI's taxonomy places the organism in Eukaryota, Fungi, Ascomycota, Eurotiomycetes, Eurotiales, Aspergillaceae. The record is from RefSeq and is a predicted model, not a curated record. Bases 1 to 225 code for a protein of 74 amino acids. The transcript has 2 exons.
AUGCACUUCAAAUCGCGUCGCGAUCCACGUGGCGACGGUGUUGUCGCUGCAGUGAAAGCAUUCCGUCGAGAUGUCAGGAAAGACGUGUUUAGCCCACAGGAACAGGAUAUGAAAGCAAGAAUUGCCUAUGGUCGCUAUGCCAUAGCUAUGAAUGAAAUCGAGCGCCUGACAGAUUAUCGAUUUCCAAUUCCUACAACAACGGUCAUGAGUAAUUUGUCUACUUGA